Molecule: messenger RNA, 213 nt
Organism: Rotaria sp. Silwood1
Lineage: Eukaryota; Metazoa; Rotifera; Eurotatoria; Philodinida; Philodinidae
Source: the annotation of a GenBank genome assembly
AUGGAAGUUUCUAUUGCAGUUUAUGAAUAUUGUUUACGUUAUUUAUUAGAACGCAUUCCAUCAAGAAGAUCUACUCGAAAUAAUCGACAAAAUGAUGUACCUAUUGAAGAAUAUGUUGUUGAUGAAUUAUAUAUCAAAUUGAAAGAUUAUUUAAAAACUUAUUUAGAAGAAAUUUGUGAAGCUAUGAAAAUUUUUGUUGCUAAAAUAGGAUAG